Sparassis crispa is the source of this 462-nucleotide messenger RNA. RefSeq lists its product as hypothetical. The coding region runs from base 1 to 462 and encodes 153 amino acids. Lineage: Eukaryota; Fungi; Basidiomycota; Agaricomycetes; Polyporales; Sparassidaceae. The transcript has 4 exons. The record is from RefSeq and is a predicted model, not a curated record.
AUGCGUACGUCUGGCUUAUUUGGAGCUCUGCUCUCGAUCGCUCUGCCUCUGGUUGCCGCCAAUCCGCUCAAUGCAGCUGUCCUUGGUCGUGGUCCGGGCAUCGACGAAGUCGCACGUCGUACGCCCGGCGACGUUGCGCGCCGUGCGACUGUCGGCGGUCCCUAUAUGAACGCAGCAUUCAUACAUUAUGUUGGCGGACCACUCGCUUGUGGCCCCAUAAACUCCAACUUUUUCGUAGCGUUGGACGCGUCCCAAUUCGGCACGGGCUUCCCGGGCCCGAACUGCAACGUCCCGAUCACCGUCCAGGUGGGCUCCCAUUCGAUGACCGCGGUGAUCCUGGACGUUGUGCGUGUUACCCCCUUCUCUUCCUGCCCGGGUGAUGGUUGUUCAUUGGUAUUGUGCGGUGCUGCAGUGCGUGGAGUGCGGGGAAAACGGGUUGGCCAUGUCGAGUGCCCUUUUUGA